Molecule: messenger RNA, 2551 nt
Organism: Egretta garzetta (little egret)
Lineage: Eukaryota; Metazoa; Chordata; Aves; Pelecaniformes; Ardeidae
Gene: PITPNB
Product: phosphatidylinositol transfer protein beta
Exons: 12
Coding region: 443-1039 (198 amino acids)
Biological process (GO): phospholipid transport
Cellular component (GO): cytoplasm
Molecular function (GO): phosphatidylinositol binding; phosphatidylcholine binding; phosphatidylcholine intramembrane carrier activity
Source: RefSeq, a predicted model, not a curated record
UGGGAAGCCCUGCCCCCGGCAACUGAGCUGUGGCCCCGCACAAAGAGUUUCUCAAACUCAUUGCCUUGGGGCUAAUGUUUUGUCACGGCAGUGGGGUGGAUGUGCCCCUGCGAAGCUGACGGGCGUUGCAGGGAGUGCUCUGUCUCGGGUGCUGUUGAAUCAGGAGCAGCUCUGCUUAAAAAGGAACUUAAGUGACAGCGGUGACAGUCCUGGAGCGGUGUCGGUGUCCUUCAUUGCUCUCUGCCGAGUGGUUUUACCUUGCUCAGUGCAAGAGUAUCAGGUUGGGCAACUUUAUUCUGUGGCAGAAGCUAGCAAAAAUGAAACAGGAGGUGGUGAAGGAAUUCAAGUCUUAAAAAAUGAGCCUUAUGAAAAGGAUGGUGAGAAGGGACAAUAUACUCACAAAAUCUAUCAUUUAAAGAGUAAAGUUCCUGGUUUUGUAAGGAUGAUUGCCCCAGAAGGCUCCCUAGUGUUCCACGAGAAGGCUUGGAACGCGUAUCCCUACUGUAGAACAAUUGUGACAAAUGAAUACAUGAAAGAUGACUUCUUCAUAAAAAUUGAGACCUGGCAUAAACCAGAUCUGGGGACAUCAGAGAACGUGCACAAUUUAGAUCCAAACACAUGGAAGAGUGUUGAAGUUGUCCAUAUUGACAUUGCAGAUAGAACUCAAGUAGAACCAGGAGACUACAAAGCUGAUGAAGACCCCGCGUUAUUCCAGUCAGUUAAGACGAAGAGAGGACCUUUGGGGCCAAAUUGGAAGAAAGAGCUAGCAACUGACGAAGAGUGUCCCAAAAUGUGUGCUUACAAGUUGGUGACUAUCAAAUUUAAAUGGUGGGGACUGCAGAACAAGGUUGAAAACUUUAUACAAAAGCAAGAAAAAAGGAUAUUUACCAACUUCCAUCGCCAGUUGUUCUGUUGGAUUGACAAGUGGAUUGAUCUGACUAUGGAAGACAUUAGGAGAAUGGAGGACGAAACCCAAAAGGAGCUGGAAGCGAUGCGUAAGAAGGGUUCCGUUCGAGGCACUUUGGCUGCUGACGUCUAGAGGAGUACUCUGUAGGUUCUGAGGCAAAUCAAGCUGUUUACGUAAUCAAGGCCAAGUCCGAGGAACAAGUGCUGCCAAUGAUGAAUGAUGAUGGAUUUAACCGUCACAUGCAGUGUUGAUAUACAAAUGUGUGUGUGGAUGCAUGAUUAUUUGUAUAUAAUUAUAUAUACGCACAUGCAUACUGAAGGGGUUGUUAAGUGUCUCCAGGGUACCAUAGCUGUCCUCAGCAGAGAUUCAAAGGCAACUGCUUUCAUUACGUAUACCUGAAGCAAAUAAAAAUCAACUGAGUAGUGUCAUUUAAAGGAUGAAUUAACUGCAGAAUUACGCUAACUGGUAUGUUUCAUGAAUGUCAAUACUGGACCAAUUUAUUCCCUACUUGUUGGUUUGUUUUUUUUUUUCCCCCCCUGUCCUGAGUCACUCUGCUAUAACUUUUGCCCAUAUCUCAUUGUAAAGAACCAGAUUCAAAUAAGUUCAUUUCAGUUUUGUGUCUUCCCCAUGUGAUUAUUUUUGGAAUAGGAACAAUGAAUGUAUUUAUAGCUAUUUAUUUCUGGAUUGUCAUUAUCCUGUAGUCAAAUCAGAAAAAAAAAAUUUAUUAGUGGAAAUUGGAAGACUUUUACUGUUGAAUAAGUUUAACCCAAACUUUACCCAUUCACUGAUUUAAAAGAAAAAAAAAUCAUGUUUUAUUGGACUUUUGUACAUUGAAAUGCUAAUGUUUUUUCUUCAUUAAAAUUGGCAAGAUUAAGGAAAAAUGGCUUGUGAUUUGUAAAGUACUCGCAACUUGAAAUUUUCCAGAAGCUGGCUUUUUAGACAAAGAUACUGACAAUAUGUGCAGAGCCUCUCCAAUAGGUGCUAGGCUGUGCGGUGGCAGUGAUGAGGAUGACAGCCCUUCCCUAAAGCGAUGCUUCCUGUCCCCGAAACCGCCGUGUUCCAGAGCUCCACUUGGAAGCUAUGCAAAUGGUCUUGAGUUCACACACAUUACGCGAUGGGAUAGAAUGGUGAUUUUAGCUCUUUUCAUGUUGAAAAUACACUUUAAAAGCGAUGUAUACUUUCAGAUACGAUGAAAGUUUAAAUUGUAGCAUCUGACGUGUUUCUCUGGUGUCUGUUAGGAGUAGGCACAUAAGGAGGUGCAAAGAAGACCUCCUGUAGGUAACCCUCAAAUAGGGAAAAGGUCUUUGGCAUUUUUUAAGGAAACAUUCAGAGCAUAUCAUAAUAUCUAUUAUCAGAACGCUUGCUAGAUCAGAAACAGGUUAUUUUAAAAACGCUUGUUAGAUGAAGUUCUGUCGGUGCCUGGUUUCCUCCCAGCAUCCCCAGAAGCCUCGGCGGGGCAAGCCUUGCUUAAGCUUCCAUCUCGCGUACACCCAAGAAUUUUGGGCUCACUUUGCACCUCCUUUGCUCACAAAAGGAGUGACCUGAUUUCCAUUAUGGGCAGUGACAAAAUUUUCCUGAACUUCCAGGGAGGGCCAGGUCUGCCGUAGGCCUCACGCUGCUGGGGCAGCUGGGGGCUGCGAGCGC